AUUUACGUGGUGGCACAGACUCCCCCACUGCCUUGGAUAUAAAUCCAGGCAGGAUGGAGCAGAUCUUGAGGCAAAGAAUCUAGGACUUCUGGUUGCUGAGCUUUCAGCCAAAGACAUCUUCUCCAGAAGGGUGAAUCCAGAUUUUAGAAGCAUUGGCGGCAGAGACUGACCAUGGAGAGGCUGUUGUGGUGUUUCCUGGUCUUGAUCAGCUUCUCUAGUGUUUCAGGCCAGACAGACUUGCAUAAGAAGGCCUUCGUGUUUCCCAAAGAGACGGAGAAUUCCUACGUAUCCCUGAAAACACAGUUAAGGACACCACUCAAAGCCUUCACCGUGUGUCUCUAUUUCUACACAGAGCUGGCCCGAACCCGCAGCUACAGUAUUUUCUCUUAUGCCACCAAGCAGCAACCUAACGAGAUCCUCAUAUUUUGGUCUAAGGGUAGAGGCUAUAUUUUUGGAGUGCGUGGGAAGGAGGUGUUUUUCCAGAGUCCCGAAAACACUCAAGCUCCAACACACAUCUGUGCCAGUUGGGAGUCCACCUCUGGAAUUGCAGAGCUCUGGGUGAAUGGGAAACCCCGGGUGAGGAAGAGUCUGGAGAAGGGAGCCAUUCUGGGGACAGACGCCAGCAUCAUCCUGGGGCAGGAGCAGGAUGCGUUCGCUGGGGGCUUUGAUAGAAACCAGUGUUUGGUGGGAGACAUUGGAGAUGUGAACAUGUGGGACUUUGUGCUGUCGCCGGAAGAGAUUAAUGCUGUCUAUCUUGGUGGAACCCUCAGUCCUAAUGUCCUUAACUGGCAGGCACUGAACUAUGAAGCAAAGGGUGAGGUGUUCAUUAAGCCUCAGCUGUGGUAGUGAGGUUGGGCUGUGGUCCUGGAAGUGCUUCCUGGCAAUUCCACCUUAUGGCUCUGGACCUCCCCCACCCCUGUACACACCUCUGCAGGCCUGCUCUGUGAACAUAGGCUUUUGCUUCCCUGCUCUACCUUCCUCAACACCAGAUGGAAUUUUUAAGUAUCUGGCUUGGGAGAUUGGAAAGCUUUGUCCAAUGGGAUGUCCUGUUUUUUUUUUUUUUUUUUAAAGUUGAUUAUCUUAGAGUUAAUCCCUUACCCUCACUUAGAUGAGAAGAUUAGGACCCAGCAAGGAGAAGUGAUUUUUUUUUUUUUUUUAAGUCAAAAGGUGAAUCUUUGAGCUGAGUAGGGAGUGCUGGUCUCGUAUCUAAUUUCCGACUAAGAACCCCCCAGAAAAUAGGAGAGUCUUCCUCAUAUUCACAGGGCUCUUUAGUGUCGGAGUUAUGACACUGGCCCAGGUCUUCUAAAAUGGGAAACUAGUGUUUCAGUUCCCCCACUUUCUCAAAGUACCCUGGAAGGGCAAUCAGAAAGGCCCAAUACAGAAAACCUAUAUUUUUUCAUGGGCAAAGUGGAGGCAUCUGGUUAGUUACUUUAAUUGUUACUGCCAAGCGUUUACAUAGCCAUGUUUUUGUUUGCUCACAGUGAGUUCUUCAUUUUGUGGUUCUUUUGAGAAACUCAUCUCAAACACCAUCUGAACCCAUGGGACUGUGGAUCCCCACCUGUUUCCCCAACAUAGCCAGGCCACAGAGUGGGUGUGACUCAGGCUGAACUAUCAGAGUAGCCCGAACUUGUUUGGAGAUUUAGGAUGGGGAGAUGGUUACGUGCUCCUAGCUUGCCAAAUUAUAGUCUUUCCCAGGACUGAUUUAUGAACUCUGGGAGUGAGACAUCUUUCUGCUGAAAUUCCCAUCUGAGAGGGUAUUAGCCUGAGACGGUCAGCAGCCAUCUUGCUUACCACAUGGAGAAAGACUGUGAGGAAAGAAGCCAAGCUGGGGCCAGCAGAACUGAGGGACUGACAGAGCAGUGGAGCCUUGACUGCACUGUUUGAAUUUCUGGAUCUGCUUUGCCUGGAACCAGAUCUACACCUGACCUUCCCACGUUCAUGAACCAAUAAAGCCCCUGUUUAUAUUAGUGAACCCGAGCUGUUAUCUGAUGGUUGCAUUUCAAGUGGUGACUAACUUUUCUAACAAUCCUCUGAAACCCAAGUCCCAGUGAGUUCAGACGAACCAUUACCCAUCUUGCAGUGACAUAGCUAAUGGCUCUCUAACCUCCUAUAGGGAUUUUUUUUCUGUCGAACGCAACCCCUCUUUUGUGAUAGCUGGUAAUUUGUGUGAGGCCAGUCGUGGGGAUGUAAAACUCUCACUCUAGAGAGUAAGAGGUAUAAACUAUUUUGUAUAAAAUAAGCUACAAGAAUGUAUUGUACAACAUGAAUAUAGCUGAUAUUUUAUAGUAGCUAUAAAUGGAGUAUAACCUUUAAACAUUUUAAGUCAUUAUAUUGUACGCCUGUAGCAUAUAAUAGAGUACUGCAACUAUACUUCAAUUAAAAAAAAACUCACUGUGUUAUUACUCCAAUAUGAGGAACAAAAACUAAAGCUCAUUGAGAUCCAAGAA
Messenger RNA from Bubalus bubalis (water buffalo), 2447 nucleotides. It is a transcript of the gene CRP, whose product is annotated as C-reactive protein. The transcript is spliced from 2 exons. The record is from RefSeq and is a predicted model, not a curated record. The coding region runs from base 172 to 846 and encodes 224 amino acids. Gene Ontology annotation, molecular function: complement component C1q complex binding; low-density lipoprotein particle binding. Gene Ontology annotation, biological process: innate immune response. Lineage: Eukaryota; Metazoa; Chordata; Mammalia; Artiodactyla; Bovidae.